AGGCGUGCACGCGCCAGUCUAUAGCACGCGCAUGUAUGUAAACUAGCGGCCUGUUUCAGUUGGUGGUGACCGACGUAUGUCUUUUCCUGUCACGAAAACCCAGAUUUUACAUACUGUAAACAUAAACAGCAGCCCUGCCCCGACGAGGCCCAACCCCAAGCGGUGCCGUCAUGUGGCAGGAGGCCCGCAAACAUGAGCGGAAACUGCGCGGGAUGAUGGUGGACUACAAGCGCCGUGGGGAGAGACGCAGAGAGUACUAUGAGAAAAUCAAAAAGGAUCCAGCCCAGUUCCUGCAGGUUCAUGGUCGAGCGUACAAAAUCCACCUGGAUUCAGCUGUAGCCCUGGCAGCUGAGAGUCCCAUCAACAUGAUGCCUUGGCAAGGAGAUACCAACAACAUGAUUGAUAGAUUUGAUGUCAGGGCACACCUGGACUACAUCCCCACCUAUACACCUGUACCUCUCCUGAACUCUACCACCCCAGAGCAGGAAUCGGAAGAGAGGAAGUGCAAUUAUGAACGCUACAGAGGUCUGGUGCAGAAUGACUUUGCGUCCAUCUCUGAGGAGCAGUGCUUGUACCAGAUCUAUGUGGAUGAACUCUACGGUGGCCUACAGAAACCAAAUGAGGAUGAAAAGAAAAAACUUUCUGAGAAGAAAGCUCAGAUCGGUUAUACAUAUGAGGACAGCACGGUGACUGAACCAGAUGAAGAGGCGGAGAAAGGAAACGAGGAGGACUCGGAAAACAGCGAUUCUGAGGAAGACGAAGUCAUCCCUGACAUUGACGUUGAGGUGGAUGUAGAUGAACUGACCCCAGAGCAGGUGACGGAGAUUAACAAGAUGGGCACCACUUACGGCAUGGCAGAGGGGGACUUUGUUUGGAUGUUGAGGAAGGACAAGGAGGAAGUGGAGGCCAUUAAGCAUGCUAAAGCACUGGAAGCAGAGAAGGCCAUGUACUCUGGCCGGCGGUCUCGCAGACAGCGAAGAGAGUUUAGAGAGAAAUAUAUGAAAGGCCGGCAGAUCAGCCCACCAAGCUAUGCCAGAAGAGACAGUCCCACAUACGACCCCUACAAACGGCCAGAGUCAGACUCAAGUUCAGAGUCCCGCUCUCGUUCCCGAACCCCAGGCAAUGAUAAGAUCACCUUCAUCACCAGCUUCGGGGGCAGUGAGGAUGAAGGAGCCACAGCUGCACAACCUCCACCUGCAGCGGCGUCAAGCCAAACCUCCUCCAACACUGCAGGUCAUAGCAGGGGCUCCCGCCGAAGACGGUCUUCCUCCAGUCACUCAUCCUCUUCCUCCCGCUCCUCUUCGCACCGGUCCUCGCGCUCAUCCUCACGUUCCCGUCGGAGUCGUCGUUCUCGCGGCGGCGGCAGGGACCGGGACAGCCGUUACUCCAGGUCUCGAUCUCGCUCUCGACGGCGGUCUGACUCUCGUUCACGGCAGCGCAGUGGAGGAGUUGGCUCGAGGAGACGAUACGACAGGACGAGGUCUCGUUCCACGGAUCGAGGUAGAGACAGAAACCGAGAAAGAGACCGGGACAGGGGGAGGCGCUACACGGCCCGCAGACGAACCAGGUCUCGCUCGCGUUCACGCUCGGGUGAUCGUUACCAGCGUCGGAGUCGCAGCUCUGCGUACAGGAGGGGCGGCAGCGUCAGUCAAAGCCCCUCACACUCGCCUGCCAUCAGCCACAGCCCCUCCCCCUCCUCCCAUUCUGCUACGCCUGCUUCUGCAGACAAGCUGAGAAAGCCUGAAACUCCGGGUGGUAAAGAGACUGGAGCUGCCAAACCCAAGAUGACCCCUCAAGAGAAGCUCAAAAUCCGAAUGCAGAAGGCCCUAAACAAACAAUCCAAGGCGGAUAAGAAAGCAGCGCAAGCCAAGAUCCAGCAACAAGAAAACAAGCGUCAGGAACGAGAAGGAGUUCUGCGCGCAAUGGCACGGAAAAUACGCAUGAAGGAGCGGGAGCGGCGGGAAAAAGAAAGGGAUGAAUGGGAGAGGCAGUAUGGACGUCAGAGUCACUCGCCCUCUCCCAACGCUAAACACGGUCGAGACUACGGCUCAUCUAGAAGGAGAUCACGCUCAAGAUCACGGAGUCCGCAUUACCGGUACUGAAGAAUCGGCUGAUAAAACACAAGACAUUUUAGGAGUCCAGGAUCGCAGGAGUUUACGUGAAAGUUUGGGAAAAAUUACCAAUAAAAUUCAUUUCACUCACUUCAUCUUCUGAAGGUUGCAAUUGAAACAAAUAAAAUCAUUUCUAAAAUGUGAAAAUGAACCCUACCAUACUCUAAAAACACAUUUUGCCUCGAUGUCUUGAUAUUUCACAGCAGAGUUCCCAGGAAUGCUUAGAGCUGCUAUGAUUUUAAUCAAGCUUUGCUUCUGUGUUGAGUUUGUGACAUAAGAUUGGGAUGGAUCUAAUCUCUCGUUUGUGUCUCAUACCAUAUUUUAAGAUGGAGUUCCCCAAAAAAUGCAAAUACUGUAAUUUACUCACUCACUAAACUAGCAUGGCUGACUGAGUUGUUGUGAAACACGUUAUUCUGCCUAAUUUGUUCGAUUAAAAAAAAAAAGAAAGAAAGAAAGUCAGUGGGGGUGAAUAAAUUACAGACUUGUUGUUUUUUAGGGGGGUAAACAUUCUCUAAGCGGUGAAUCAACUCAUUUACCUCAUCGUUGUACAUAAUCCCUUCAUUAAAGAGUGCGGAAAAGCGAUUUUAUAGAAAAUGCAGCUCAUUUUUCACUCAGCAAUGUAAAUGUCUAGUGGUUAUUUCUUGAAUUGGAAACAAUCAUCGAUGGUCACAGAUUUUUGACAGAAUUGAAAUAAAAAGCUAAUCAUGA
Pimephales promelas (fathead minnow) is the source of this 2819-nucleotide messenger RNA. It is a transcript of the gene clasrp, whose product is annotated as CLK4 associating serine/arginine rich protein. The record is from RefSeq and is a predicted model, not a curated record. Lineage: Eukaryota; Metazoa; Chordata; Actinopteri; Cypriniformes; Leuciscidae.